AUGGCACGUUUUCUAGCGACGUUCUUUUUCACGAGCUUUGUCGGCGCAAAUUUGGCUUACAAGUCAAGGCCAGACCUCGCGGUUCCAAUCCUGAAUAUUACAAUCCCUGCGACAAACGAAGCCUGGGACGGCCUCAUCUUCUAUACGCCAGAGAGUAUCUACCCUGAUGAUACCAACCAUGGCCCAGCUCAGAGUGGCCCCUAUAUUUACACUGAUAAGGGUGAAUUGGUGUGGACGGGAUUUGGAUUCGUUGGCCCAAGAAGCGAAAACUUUCAGGUCCAUACCUACCGAGGGCAGCAAGUGCUGAGUAUCUUCGAGGGUUCUCACAAUUCGCCAAUGGGCCACGGGCACGGUCAUACCGCCAUCUUUGACAACAGAUACCGACUGCUGAAGGAAAUUAAGGGAGGAGGGCACAAAUUGGCCGAUCAGCAUGAAUUCCUAUUUUUCGAUGAUAACUCCGCCAUUUUCACCGUAUUCGACCCCGAAAUUCGCGACCUAACUCCAUACGGUGCUACCGAGAAUCAGUCAUGGAUCCUUGACAAUAAGAUACAGAAAGUGGACACUGAUACCAACCAGCUCUUAUGGGAGUGGAGCUCUCUUGACCACAUUGAUCCAGCUGGAACCAAUCUGACUUUGCAAAGCGGAAACGCUGGGCUAGGCGUGAACUCGAGUCAGGUUUGGCAUUAUUUCUACAUGAAUGCCUUCGAUGUCGACCCGAAGACGAAUACCUACCUACUGUCUGCUCGAAGCAUGUGUACGAUCUUCAAGAUGGAUGGGAACACCGGCGAUAUAAUCUGGCAGCUUGGAGGAAAACAUUCUGAUUUUUCCGAAGACUUCGAUUUCUGUUGGCAGCAUGACACUAGGAUGCAUCAGAAAUACCUCCACUACGAAACCAAAGGAUCUAAAGAAAUCAUAUCGUUCUUCGACAACUCCGCUCACGAGAAUCUCGCGGAAAGCGGAGGCCCUAUUCUCCAAACUCGUCCUUAUAGCGAAGGGAAGGUUGUUGAGCUAGAUACUGCAAAGCGUACCGCUAGACUUAUUGCUAGCUUCCGGGCGCCGGGCGAUCUUUCGGUUAAGUCCCAAGGCAAUCUCCAACUGCUGCCAAAUGGGAAUGCAUUUAUCAACUGGGGCUACGAUGGUGCCAUGUCUGAGCAUAAGCCCGACGGGACGACGAUAUUCUUCACGGAAUUGGAUUCUGGAAAAUUUGGCCCUGGAUCGGAGAACUAUCGCGCAUUCAAAUUCGACUGGCAUGCACUUCCCUUCGAAGAGCCGGCUUUGGUUGGCUUCGUAGACGAAAAGCCAGCCGGAACUUCUCUCUAUGUUAGUUGGAACGGAGACACAGAGACCAAAAUUUGGAGAUUUUACGAGAAAGCUGCCGAUGGCCGGAAAACGCUUUUGGGCCAGGCCAAGAGAACCGGAUUCGAAACCACUUUCCAGACUAAUAAACGGCCUAGUCAGGUGGUGGCUGAAGCAUAUGAUGCUCACGGCAAAAAGCUCGUAUCCUCGCCCGUUGUAAAGACCCGAGAAUACAGAGCGCGCCUCCAUUACCAGAAUUAA
Messenger RNA from Penicillium riverlandense, 1557 nucleotides. RefSeq lists its product as uncharacterized. The transcript has a single exon. The coding region runs from base 1 to 1557 and encodes 518 amino acids. NCBI's taxonomy places the organism in Eukaryota, Fungi, Ascomycota, Eurotiomycetes, Eurotiales, Aspergillaceae. The record is from RefSeq and is a predicted model, not a curated record.